Messenger RNA from Daldinia caldariorum, 1692 nucleotides. RefSeq lists its product as uncharacterized. Gene Ontology annotation, cellular component: nucleus. The transcript is spliced from 3 exons. NCBI's taxonomy places the organism in Eukaryota, Fungi, Ascomycota, Sordariomycetes, Xylariales, Hypoxylaceae. The coding region runs from base 1 to 1692 and encodes 563 amino acids. The record is from RefSeq and is a predicted model, not a curated record. Gene Ontology annotation, molecular function: protein binding.
AUGGUUGCUUUACCGGAUGGCCUAACCCUAGGCUCUCCGUCCCCAGCUCGCGGCCGUUCUGUCCUCGCAUCCAAGGUUUUCAGCCCGGGAUCUGUCGUCGCCGUGUUUGCUCACGGCGAAGGGGCGCCUAGUAUAGCUAUCCCGGACAACCUCCAACUAUCGCGGACCUGCCACUACUGUCUGGCCAUAGCGUCGGACGAAGAUCCCGCUGCUACUUCGCCCGUGCGCGUGCGUGCUUGCACCGGCUGUCGCACGGUCUACUACUGCUCGCCGAAAUGCCAGAAGGCCGACUGGGCGCUCGCACACGGCCGCGGCGAGUGCAAGGCUUUCCGACGGGUGCGGGCUCCCGAUCCUGCUUCUAGCUCGUCUGGAAAGGGAGAAGACACCAGCCAUCUAGUUCUGCCUACUCCCGUCCGGACUCUGGUCCAAGUGCUCGUGCGCCCGGAGAUCCAAGCCGCGAUGGCGGAGGUCGAGGGCCACGUCGAGACGGUGCGCGCUACCGACCCGGACGUGACCUGGGCCGGCAUGGAGCUCCAGGCCCGCGCCGCGCUGCAUUACUUGAAUCGGGAGACGAGCCAGAGUAACCUGGCGGAAGCGAUGGAGAUAUUGUGCAAGCUACAAGUCAACUCUUUCAACCGACUUGAUCCAGACCUUGGCCAGAGCGGAACAUACUUGAACCCUGCACUGGCUAUGGUGAACCAUUCCUGCAUACCGAAUGCGUUCGUGCAGUUCAUAGGCCGAGCGGCCAUCUUACAUGCAUACCGAGAGAUAAAGAAGGGCGAGGAGAUAGAGAUCUCAUACAUCGAGUCCACAGUGCACCGUUCGCAACGCCAAGAAGCGCUGAAGACGCGGUAUCGUUUCGAAUGCGCGUGCCCGCGAUGCAAAGAAGACCUAGACGUCUACCAAGUCUGCCAGCGGUAUCCGCAUCUCGAGCUGAACUUAUUCAGCCUCGUCCCCGACCUCGAGAAACUGCGACGCCCGCCCGUCAAACAGCAUCUGCAGUCGAACAGACCUCUGCAGAAGUAUAUCGAGGAGAUCUAUCCAAACUGCACCGAGUCGCUGCAAGGCAUGCCGCUGCCGGAAAAAUCCAAACUGCUCCGCCAGCGCUGGAAGCUGUGCGCGCGGCUCCGCCAAGCCGAACUAUACGCCAUCGACCCCCUGACGCAAGUCAUCGUUGAGGCGAGCGUCUAUUUCUGCGAACAGGCCAACUUCCCCUACGCCCUGGCAUUAUCCUGCUUCCUCGCGCUGGACAUCGACCCGUACCGCGGCCCCAUGCCCUUCCACGGGCAGCGGGUCAAAGGCAUGCUGUCGAUCGCGAAGCUGCUCGCCAACACGGCUUCGACCGCGCCCUCGACCGCGCCGGGCGGCAAUGCCGGGGCCCUGUCGGCCAGGAUCUCGCGGGCGCUGGGCAAAAUGGACCAGGCCACCAUGUGCCAGACGGUGCUGGCCGUCGUCGUGCACUACUGCCCGGCGGCGCACUCGACCGAGUGGCAGGUCUACCGCCAGGCGAGCGAGCUGCUCCGGGACCUCGAGAGCCUGCCGGGCCGGGACGCCGAGAACGCGCUGAUCGCCGCUUUCGCGAGGGACCCGACCCGCGCGGAAGAGGCCGAGUUCUUCAAGCUGCUGGUUCUGGACCCGAUCCGGGAGCUGGCUGGGUUUGCCCUGGAGAUCAUGGAUGCCGAGUUUGCGUGA